This is a messenger RNA of Caretta caretta (loggerhead turtle), 3587 nucleotides long. It is a transcript of the gene RGS9BP, whose product is annotated as regulator of G protein signaling 9 binding protein. NCBI's taxonomy places the organism in Eukaryota, Metazoa, Chordata, Testudines, Cheloniidae. The record is from RefSeq and is a predicted model, not a curated record.
CGCGGCGCUACUUCCUGCUCGGCACCACGUGACUCCUCCAGGUGCUCCAGCUGUGCAGUAUUUAAUGUCAACAGCUGAGGCGCCAGGUUGGUAUUGGGCAGGCGAGUUCCCAGGCGCUGCAGACCGGCCUCUGGUCACCUGGCACACAUGGUGGCAGCACUCGGGCUUUAAUUAAAGGCUGUCUUGUUUUUAACUCUGUUUUUAAUUCAUUCCUGCCGAUUCGGAUUGGUGCAUUUAAAAACAACGUGCAUCUGAUUUUCUCGUACUGGAGCCGCCUGCAGGAAACCGCAGCUGUUCUCCAUCUCGGUGUAUCUGGAGUAGGGACUGGGGCAGUCCUCCCUCGGAUGCUGAAUACUGUGCGCAAAGCGAUGCCACUCACUCCCCAAACUCCUCUCCCGCUUGCAUGGACCGUAGGAGGAUUUGGAGCCGUGUGAGCGGUCGGAAGGGACUCGAUCUACGUAUUUGCAUGCGGGAUCCGAGCUCCGCGAUUACCAUGCGUGUUGGUGACAUCUGGCGCUGGCAGCUCCCUGGAUCCAAUAGAGGGUAAUCUGAACUGAGCCGCGGGAGGUAGACCAGCGGGGACACCAGUUCACCCAGCGAGCAGCCCGCCAGUUGGAGCCCGCUGGCUGGGGCACUGGUCUGCAGCCUGCCUGAGCCAUGGUGAAGGAGGAAUGCAAAGCGCUGCUCGAUGCGCUCAGCAAGGUGACUGCUUGCUAUCGGCACAUGGUGCUGACCAUCGGGGGCACCUCGGACUCGCAGAACCUGCGGGAGGAGCUCAAGAAGACUCGGCAGAAAGCCCAGGAGCUGGCGGUGGCUAACAGGAACAAGCUCACCGCCGUCUUGAAGGACAAGACGGUGAGUAAGGAGGAUAAGACUGAAUUCGAGAGGCUCUGGGUGAUCUUCUCCACUUGCAUGGAGAUCCUGGAGAUUGACAUGAAGAGAGCCCUGGAGCUGGGCCAGGAGUUUCCCCUAAACGUUCCCAAAAAGCACCUGAUCCAGACGGGCAUGAGCGGGGGAACCUCUGGGGUGGCCGCCAGGGCUAUGAGCGUCCAGAACAUGAAAUACGAGGCUGAACACAACAUAGAUGUAGUGGAUUUGAAAGACCUGGAGAACGAGAUCAACCAAGUAGGAGAGAUGAUGUACGAGAUGGAGAUGAAGGUGAAUGUCCCCCAAUGGACAGUAGAGGCUAAGCAGGACCCUGGGGCUGAACUCAAAUCCACCAUUAGCGUGGGCGCCUCCUCCAUUGGCAUGAUCUCCGUGGAGGAAAACAAAUCCUUCUGCGAUAUCAGCAAAGUUCUAGCUGGGAUCAUUUUCUCCGCGGUGCUCAUUAUCGCUAUUGUCUUGGCGGUGUGUGUGGUAAAACUCUCAUAGGCUGGCUUAGUUUUUCUGCAAGACAGAACCACUUUCUCUCACACAAGUAUUUCAUGCAGUAUGGAUCGCUUCAGGAUGGGUCACUUGGAAGAGCUGACAAUUUAACAUCUUGCGUAUAAAACAAAUCUGGAUGGCAUACAAUCUGAUCAUGCGUGGAGCAUCUGGAUGUAUGUGGUUUUGGUUUGUUUGAAAGCUCUAAAGGUACGGAUCAGCCUACAAUAUAGGAUGACUUUUUGCUGGUUUUGUAAUGGUUAACUGUGUGCAAAGUAUCAGGGUAUUAUCACUACAGGCUAUAGCAGGGAUUUGUCUGCUAUUAAUAGAUUACUGUUCUCAGUAGCCUGAAAUUAUUCUUUAAUAGGCUCUGAUGUUCAUUGCUGGUCCAUGUUUACAAAGUAGUUGAGAAUUGCACAGGAUUUGGGGUCUAAGGUGGAUGUCUGUGGCAAAACUAAUGGACACGUGUGUGAGUUUUCCUCUCAAACACAGGAUAUUCUGUCCAGAAGAAAAAAUAGAAAAUCCCAGUAAGAAGAUUAAACAACCUCUAUUUUAUCUUAAUUCUUGGAGAGUGUGCAACAUUUGAUACCAAAUGCACUGUUUGUACAGUCCCUAAUUGCACUUUUUGGCAGGGUACACAUUAAUAAUCACGAAAGGCAAUAAAAAUCUUCAAAGUAGAUGGAGAGUAUCUUCUGUAGAACAGCUUUCACAGAGAGAUAUUAACAGGCUCCAUCCCUCCCUUUUAUACAUCUCCUUUUAUUUUCCCCAGCAGAAAAGCUGAUUCUUGCUACUUGUCCAAAUUCUUCUUUCCAUGCAAGUGGUUGGACUUCACAUCAGCUGCAAAAUUAAAUAUUUAUCCAAAAUUAGAAGUAGUAAUUUCUAAAACAGGUUGUGGCAAACUAACAAAAUCAUGUAAAGUGAAAACCGAUGCUCUAGCUUGUCUGCCUCAGUUUCUGUAGCACAAAUAGAGGUCUAAUCUCAUGUUGACCUCUUACUGUUAAUGAGAUCUAUAUCUGCAGGAAUCCAGAGGAAACUAGAACUGCAGGGCUCAAUCCUGUUGUUUUUAUUUGCCUGAUUAGUCCAAUUGAAAUGACUGGAAAUGCAAAAUUGGGCCUAUAGUUGAUAUCUUUAAUCGGAUGCCUGUGCAGUUUUGUAAGAACAGAGCAUAAAGCCUAACUGACAUUUUGUUCUUGUUUGAUUGUUUGCAUGUAGACAGUUUAAACUCUUUUCCCUCCCCCAAUAAAACUGUGAGUACUGACACAACACUGACUUUGAAGAGAAUUUCUGUGAUCUCUUGCAUAAAAAUGCAUGUAUUCAUUUUUUAAAUAUACAAAUUAUGUACAUCUGUUCUGAUUAAAGUAGACUUGCUCCUAUGCACACAGAUUCUUGAGGAGCUAUACAAUGCCAGGGGCAUAGAUUGUACUGUUCAGGCAAAUAUAAAGACAAGGCACUGCUUUAGAGGGUGUAAAGUGAUAAAUUAGUGACUCCUCUGAAUUGAGCAUAAAGGACGCAUUACUAAAAUUCACCAUGAAAUUUGUUGACAAGAAGUUACUGGGCAUAUGCAGUAUUAGUGUGUAUGCGUGUUUUAAACAAAAUCAUGUUAGCUUUCUUAAUAAAACAGUUUUGUGAUUCAAAAGAUGGCAAACAUAUUUAAAAUAUUAUUAUUAACCAUGUUUAUUACAGUUAUGCCUAAGGGCCAAUCAAGAGUGAGUCCCCCAUUAUAUAUAGGUACCAUACAAACACAGAGCAGUAGACGGUUCCUGCCCUGAAAAGCUUACAAUCUAAAUAGACAAGAUUGGAGGAAGAUGCUCUUCUGAGGUGAAGAGACUGAGGGAGGAGUGGGGAGCAGGAAGGUUGGAGCAAACAGCCAAGCAACACAGGAGAGAUAAAGCAUGGUCAAAACUGUAGAAAGUUCUCCAAUGGACCAAAAAUCCCUGCUUUGGUUGCGUCUGCCCUUAUUGACUGGAGUUUCUGGUUGGCUACUCCACAGUUUUCUCCUCGUGCCCCCAGAGUUUACCCUUUAAAAGUGAAGACGAGUAAAGUUAGAUUUUUGGAGCGCAAAUAAAAGCUCUUGUAUGUCAUAUUUCAACCUAUACAUUGUUGUAGCCACGUCGGUCCUAGGAUAUCAGAGAGACAAGGCAGGUGAGUUAAUAUAGUUUAUUGGUUUCAGAGUAGCAGCCAUGUUAGUCUGUAUUUGCAAAAAGAAAAGGAGUACUUGUGGCACC